CGACGCUCAGCAGCGGAUUGAUUGUGGAAACGGACAGCGACUUCUCUGGGGAAUUCUCAAUGGUGGACUGCAACCAUCGAAACUCAGACUACUACAACAACAUGAUGGUCGGCAUUCAGGAUAACGAUGGCUUUGUGGAUCUCGACACCAUAAAGUGCGCGUCCUUCGCCAACAUUAUGGUUGGACCGGACCAUAUUGUCACCAUCACAGCGCAGACGGAUGUGUUCCAAAACUGCGGCGCCAACCAAGUGAUCACGGGGCUCGGCUCGUCGACCUACUACACACAAGACGUCAUCCGAAUGACGUGUAGCGACGUCAGCGGUACCUCUGUGUCUGACAACUGCACUGACUUGACCAUCACGGAGGAGAUGCAGAGUGGCGAGCUGGACCCUCAGCUCACGUGGCCCGUCCAGUGCCCCGAUGGGACUCCCCGUAUGGGCGCCAUGGUGGGCAUCAACUUUCGAGACGACCGGUCACCAAAGUGGACCGGCAUCAGGUGCUGCUACCUGGUGUAGCCGUCGGUGCUACCUAGUGCUAACUGCUGCCUGGUGUAGCCGUCGGUGCUACCUAGUGCUAACUGCUGCCUGGUGUAGCCGUCAGUGCUACCUAGUGCUAACUGCUGCCUGGUGUAGGUAAAAGUUUUUCACCAAGUGCUUACAGCUACGUGACAGCUGUUAGUGUUGAUGCUACUAUAUAGUACCUACUGCUACCUGGUGUAGCUGCCGGUGUUACCAGUGCUGCUACCUGGUGUAGAUAGACGUUUCUGACACCUUAGUGCUAACUGCCACCUGGUGUUGGUAGAAGUUUGUGUUACCUUAAUGCUAACUGCCACCUGGUGUAGCCGUUUGAGCUACCAGUACUGCUACCUAGUGUAGCCGGUGAUGCUACCUAAGUGCUGCACUACCUGGUAUAGCCAUCUGCGCUACACGGUGCAUCCGUUAGUGCUAUCGAUUGCUAACUGCUAUCAACGAGUAGCUGUUUCUGUCUAAUUUUGUUCCACAUAUGAUAAGAGAAUCUACAGUAGUACCACUUACAUUGGCCGAGUGGAAAUGAUAAAUCGCACUCAUAUAAUUAAUUCAUUGAAGGCCCUCAGUUCUCACGCUUGUGUAUGUGUACUCUUACCUAUACACAAUGUACAAUGGCACAUAACACGUCCAGUCGUAAGCAUGAUACGUGUGACCGUACCUACGCGCUUGGACGGAGCCUACGCUUGGACUGAGCCUAUCACACGAAAUGCCGUCUCGUGCAAUUUCCUUGCGGGACGUUAUGCCACUGACGUCGCUCAGAUUUACUCAUUGCGUCUAACAGCUUUAUAUGAUAUGCGUGUUUACAGCGAGAUAGCUAGGCCUUCUUUAAGAAAUGCAGCUAUUUGUUCUACAAAUGGUAGAUGAUCUUUGUGUAUGUAGACGUGGAUUUAUCGGGCAUUUAGCGUACUUUUAUGACUGAUGCCGUGUCUCAUAUUUUAUUAUUUAAGUCAUAUUUUAUUAUUUAUGUUUCCACCUUUGGUCCAGCCAGACUGAUCAUGAUGCCCAAUUGUAACUGGCCUUGCUACCGUUCAAUAAAAUGUCCCCGCAUUCAUAC
Amphibalanus amphitrite is the source of this 1581-nucleotide messenger RNA. RefSeq lists its product as uncharacterized. The record is from RefSeq and is a predicted model, not a curated record. The coding region runs from base 60 to 515 and encodes 151 amino acids. NCBI's taxonomy places the organism in Eukaryota, Metazoa, Arthropoda, Thecostraca, Balanomorpha, Balanidae. The transcript has 4 exons.